Molecule: messenger RNA, 1614 nt
Organism: Pseudogymnoascus verrucosus
Lineage: Eukaryota; Fungi; Ascomycota; Leotiomycetes; Thelebolales; Thelebolaceae
Exons: 3
Coding region: 1-1614 (537 amino acids)
Molecular function (GO): carbohydrate binding
Source: RefSeq, a predicted model, not a curated record
AUGAGAGCUUCUUCCAUGCUGAUUGCCCUCUUGGGUGCCGUGCCGGUUUUUUCAAUCGAUCUCCCAACUGGCUCGGAUGCUCCAUUCCACAAAAUCGUCAACGACAAAACCUGUAUCAUCGGCAACUCAGUCUGGGACGCCACAUUGUCAGGAAGUUAUGCCCGCCCAAUUUAUUAUAACGGCAAAGACAUAGUCGACGAUGCCACCGGCUUCUAUCUCUCCUACGUAAACAACAACGGAUUCCCUUGGCUCGCCCCAGAGAUUGUAGACGCUGGAAACGACUGGAUAGAUGUCCAGUUUACCAACGACAUUGCCCGCUUCCAUUGGGUCAUUCACCGUGGCUUCGCCGGCGCAUACCAGUACUGGAGCAACCAACGAGACUUUCACAGUGGGCAUACCUACCGUAAGGACGGCAAACUUCCCACCUGGGACCUCUAUUACUCCGGCACCGAAGUCCAGGACUCAACCGUUCAGUUCUCGGACGGGACAUACGUAAGCAAGUAUGACUGGGCAACCCAUAUAAACAUCCCCGAAGCAAAGCUCUGGGGCGUCUACGGCGACGACGUCGGGUGCUGGUUCAUCCAACCUUCCCAGGAAUACCUCAAUGGCGACCAACUAAAGCAGGAACUAACUGUCCACAUGGAAGCCCAGACUGGCGAUACUGCGCUGCUGAACAUGAUCGGCGGUGAACCAUGGCUCUGGUAUCUCAACGACGGAAGCCUGUCCGAUGCGGAGUCCAGAACUGAGAAGGAGAUUUCCGCGUGGCCGUACGCGUUUCCCAAUGCUGAUAUCUCUGCGGAGUAUCAGAGCCGUGCUGGGUCUGUCACCGGUCGAAUUAUCACCUCUGAUAGUCGCGCUGGUGACACACUCAGUGUGUUUCUAGGGGAUAACAAUGAUGAUGAAUUCACUCUCAACCAGUACGCAGGGUACCACUACCGCACCACCACCGACUCGAAGGGGUAUUUCACUUUCGACAACGUACGAACAGGUGAAUACGGGCUAUUCGCCUGGCCAGGCGAGGGAUCGUCUCUGGGUGAUAUCACUACCAACUUCACCCAUUUCGAUAUUGCGAUUACCAAGAAAGACAAAAUAGACCUUGGAACUUACACGUGGGAGGUCCAGAAUCGUACAAAGAUAUGGCAGAUUGGAACCCUCGAUCGUCUGCCCUGCGAGUUCGCUGGUGGUUGUGGUCCGUACGGCCAUGCCCUCACCGAUGAUGCACCUGCGGAUUUAACGUACACCAUCGGCAGCUCUAAGGCAGAAUACUGGCACUAUGUCCUUAGCAACAACGGGGCGUGGGCUAUCAACUUUAAACUGAAUAACGAACCGGUGGUGGGUGCCAGUGCUCGCCUCACUGUAUCCCUUGCGGCCUAUGCUGCUAGAUGCUAUAUGGAUAUCAUGGCUAAUGGUGUUGUGAUUGGGCAUAUCCGGAGCAUGGCAUCCGAUAGUGCCCUAUAUCGCUCUUCUACUGUGGCAGGGGUUUGGCGUUUUCUGGAGUAUACUAUUAAGCCGGGCACGCCCAAGAAAUGUUCCAACUCGAUCAAGUUUACCACUACGACUACUGAGAAGUGGAAGGGUGCUAUGUGGGAUACUAUUCUUCUUGAAUGGGAGUAG